Messenger RNA from Dendronephthya gigantea, 2126 nucleotides. Its product is annotated as transcription factor SOX-14-like. The record is from RefSeq and is a predicted model, not a curated record. The transcript is spliced from 2 exons. Gene Ontology annotation, molecular function: RNA polymerase II cis-regulatory region sequence-specific DNA binding; DNA-binding transcription factor activity, RNA polymerase II-specific. Bases 1274 to 2005 code for a protein of 243 amino acids. Gene Ontology annotation, biological process: regulation of DNA-templated transcription; anatomical structure morphogenesis; cell differentiation. NCBI's taxonomy places the organism in Eukaryota, Metazoa, Cnidaria, Anthozoa, Malacalcyonacea, Nephtheidae.
ACUAAAACUAAUUUACCGACUAGACAAAUGUAUUUCUUAUUCAAGAGCAAUAUAAAUUGAUGCCAUCUCUAAAGACUAAAGUUCUCUGGUGGAAGUGCAUGAUAGAUCGCGAUCUUUGAACCAAAGCAAAACAAAUGAACAGAACUAAAUGUUGCAUGAAGUGGAGUGCAUAUCAUUGGCGGACUGUAAGCAUUGUUAUGUAAAAUUAAGUUCUCAUAAUUGAUCAACUGUCGGUCCGGUUCAAGCAAUAUAUAUACAGACAAAAUAAUAUAACAUACGAACCGUUCUUUAUGUUAAUAUACAAUAUUUGAUAUAUUAUAUGUUAAUAAAACCUGGCUACUUUUAGUUUAAUAUAACGCCACGGCGGGUUCAUUGAUCUGAGCCGCCGAGAAGUUUUACAUUGAGAUGUUAGCUGAAUGUGGUUUAAACAAGCAAAACAAAUUGUCUACUUAUUUCUAUACAAUUUGUUCACAUCAUUUAUUUUGUGGCUUGUGGGAUUUUAGUAACGACAUGUGAAUACAAUGUGGUGUAACAAUGAGCAAAAAACUGAACAAAAAGUAAUAAUGUUGUCGGUAGUAAACACUUUACUCAUGUUUGUGCAAUUUGUUAUUACACUUAAAUUUUCGACCAAUCAAACUACAACCUACGGUAUUUGCAGCGAAGCAUGUCUCAAAAUCGGUCUACUUUAUCACUACUGCUUACUUUCUUCAAGCAUUCAUUUUAAUUUUUGGAAAUGGUGUAAAAAUGCAAUAUAUCGUAUUCCUGAAGAAUGAAUAUAGAUGAUCAUAAAAGAUCGAAAGAUUUCCAAUUACGACUUUGCUGUUAUUUUAGGCAAUUCGCGGAUUCGGGUCUAUUUUGCUCGAAAAUUAGCCAGCAAUAGAAUGGUGGACGGCUCCCACCCCUAGCAAAUUAAAAUAUUUGUCAUUGUGUGCGAUGCAUGAAUUUGAUUUGAUCACGUUUUCAGGUUUUCACUUUGAUCUAUGCCGAAAGCACCGACUGGCAUUCAUUUAAUGCGCUGAAGCGGCGUAGAUCACAAGUGCAGAGAUCAUUGCUUGGCAGACAACUGUACGAGGCACUCGGCAAACACAGAAAGUCAGCCGGGUCAACUCAAACUUCAUAUUUAUUUUAAUAGAAAGACAGGAAGACUAGAAGAAAGGAUUACAAGCUUACACAGAUCAUAUUUCCGUACGACAACUUUAAGUGCUUGUCAAAAAGCUGACUGACUCCGUGCGAAAAACCAGGUCUCAAUUCUAUAAAGAAAAGAGAUUUGAAAAUGGCUUCGAAACCAGAAAACCAUAUUAAACGUCCGAUGAACGCUUUCAUGGUUUGGUCCCGUGCAGAGAGGAAAAAGAUGGCGGAAGAGAAUCCAAAGAUGCAUAACUCAGAGAUCUCAAAACAACUUGGAGAAUUAUGGAAAGAAUUAACAGAAGAAGAUAAGCGGCCACAUAUUGAGGAAGCUAGACGACUACGAGCACUUCACAUGAAGGAACAUCCUGAUUACAAAUAUAGACCACGACGAAAACCAAAAUCAUUGCUGAAGAAAGACCGUUACGCAUUUCCGUUACCGUUUCAACCUAUCCUUGAUCCUUUAACCAAAUAUCCCACACUUAGUCUUUCUUCUGGAAGACCUUUUAUGUCGCCUGAAUACACUCAAACAAUGAAAGCAAGGUCAUUCAUGGCAACAACGUCAACUAACAGUAGAAUUGAAUCAAAUUUUUCUCAAUAUGCUGCAUAUGACACGAACAUAGCAGCAGCUCGACCAGAACUUUUGUCAACAUCUCCUUACUAUUCACCCUCUAUAUAUCCUAGCAUGACAUCACCGUCAAGGCUGAAUCAUUCAGCUAUAAUUCCAUCGUCUCCAGUCAAUUCAAACUCAGCACCACAUACACACACGCAUACACAUAAUGGAGGACCCAAUUCAUCAGGAGGACAGUAUGCUGUUCCUUGUAACUGCCCUGCAUGGCCUAAUCCUGGGGGAAGACCCGUUGCUUAUGUUUUAUUGUAAAUAAUGGACAUGCAGAGAGUAAAGUAUAGCUAUAAAUAGUCUUUAUAGACUACACCUACUUGUAUAUAUAUAUAAAUAUAUAUAAAAUAUUGUAUAUGUAUAUAAAUACACUUGUACAUAU